GAGGAAGAAGAGGAAGAAGAGAGGUUAGAUUUAAAGUCAUGGUUCCUCCACCUUCCCUGAGUCCUCCUCUUCCUCCGGCUCUCCGCCCUGCAGCCCGCAGGCUCAGUCCGUGUGUCCGGAGUGCGCUCCGCCGCAGCCUCUCCGUGCCUGCUGAAAUGGGUCUGACAGUGUGUGAAGGAGCUGAGCAUUCACCUGCGGGACCGCUGCUGCUCUCUGCUCGAAUUUAAAGGACUUCAGAAGGUUUGUGUCGCUUCCUCUGAGCGCGGUCUGUGGAGUUUGUGGGUUAUGGCGCAGUCUGAAGGUUUUUUAAACCUGUUUUGAGCGCAAUGGGGGGACGUGGCUGCGCAGGUGAACACGUUGAAUCUCAGGUCCCGCCGCCUGAAAACAACACAGCGACUGAGACUUGGUGGGAGUGAUUUCUGUCACUGGUGGACAUUUCCCUGCAGAAGAAGCGCAUUUAGGGCCGCGGUGAGCGGCUCCAAACUUCCAGGCAGCAUGAAGAGGAAAGCAGACUGAGUUCACGGCGACGGUUCAGCUACGGUGGAAGCGGACGACCUGCUGGCUGGAGGAUGGCCCGUUGGAAGGAAGGCGCCCCCCUCCUGCUGGUUCUGCUGGUUGUGUUCGGCCUGCAGUCAGAGGCCACGCAUGUGGCUCAGGUUAACAACUUGACACAUCACCAGAACAUCACGCUGGCUGUCAUUUUACCACAGAACAACACUAAAUACCCGUGGGCUUGGCCUCGCGUCGGCCCCGCCGUGAUCCGGGCUAUCAGAAACAUCAACGCAGACCCCACUCUGCUCCCCAACUGCCAUCUCAUGUACUUCUUCAAGAACAGCGAAAACAAUGACGGGAUGUGCUCGGAGUCUGUUGCUCCGCUCAUGGCAGUGGACCUUAAACUUGCCCAUGACCCCUGGGCUUUCAUUGGGCCCGGCUGCUCCUACAGCUCCGCCCCUGUUGGCCGCUUCACCACCCACUGGGACAUCCCUAUGGUUACUGCAGGAGCUCCAGCUGUAGCCUUUUCUGAUGGAACGUACCCGUUCCUCACCAACACGGGCCCCACCCACAAGAACCUCGGGAGGUUUGCGUUCCGGAUCUGUGAGCAUUUUGGGUGGCGGGAACGUGUCAUGCUCGUUUUCAGUGACAACAAGGUGGACGACCGGCCAUGUUACUUCACCAUAGAGGGUUUGUACUCGGAGCUGACCAACAUCACUGUAGAACGUGCGUUUAAUGAGGACCAGCCAGCAUUCAGCUACUCCCACAUCAUCUCCGACAUUAAGGAUGCCGGACGAGUGAUCUUCAUCUGCUGUUCUCCCGACUUCUUCAGGAAGUUGAUGGUGGAGUUCAAACGGACGGAUCUUCCUCAUGAACAGUACGUCUUCUUCUACCUCGAUAUGUACGCCGAAACCCUGAAAUCCAAACGCCGCCAGCCAUGGCACCGCGGGGACCCCGAGGAUGUCUUUGCCAAGGAAGCUUUCAAGAAUGUGAAGAUCCUGACGUACCGAGAGCCUCUGAACCCAGAGUACCAAGAGUUUGUCCAAAACCUGAAGACAGACGCCAAGGAGAUGUUCAACUACACCGUAGAGGACUCCCUGAUGAACAUCAUAGCUGGAGGAUUUUAUGAUGGCCUGAUGCUCUACGCUCACGCCUUGAACGAGUCCAUGUCAGCACCUAAUGUCCGUCCGGAGGGGAAAGACGUGACCAGGAGGAUGUGGAAUCGAACCUUCCACGGUGUAGCAGGUCCGUUCCACGUGGAUGAGAACGGGGACCGAGAGACUGACUUUGCUCUGUGGGACAUUGUGGAUACCAACAGCUGCACCUUCCAGAUCGCUCUAGUGUACAACACCUUUGAAGAGCAGCUGACCGCCAUACCUGGAACACGCCUGCACUGGCUGGGCGGAGCUCCUCCCCCCGAUACUCCCGUCUGUGGCUUCAAGAACGACAACCCGGUCUGCCUCGCAAAGACCAUCACCAUCCAUCAGAUGGUCUCCAUUGUGGUCUUCUUCAUCUUCACCAUGACCCUGACCGUCGCCAUCUUCAUCUACAGGAGGAUGAAGCUGGAGAAGGAGCUGGUGGCUCAGCUCUGGAGGAUUUCCUGGGAUGACAUCCAGAUGAGUAACCUGAACAAGGUGCUGCGGAGCGGCAGCAAGCUCACGCUGUCAUUGAGAGGUUCAAACUACGGCUCCCUGAUGACCGGAGACGGGAACCUGCAGAUCUUUGCAAAGACCGGAUACUACAAGGGGAACAUCGUGGCCAUCAAAUACAUCAACAAGAAACGCAUCGAGCUCAACAGGAAGGAGCUGUUUGAGCUCAAACAUAUGAGAGACGUCCAGAAUGAACACCUGACCAGGUUCAUCGGCGCGUGCAUCGACCCCCCCAACAGCUGCAUCAUCACAGAGUACUGCUCCAGAGGCAGUCUGCAGGACAUCCUGGAGAACGACAGCAUCACUCUGGACUGGAUGUUCAAAUAUUCUCUCAUUAAUGACAUCGUAAAGGGCAUGGUGUUUCUCCACAACAGCGUCAUCUUCUGUCACGGUAAACUCAAGUCCUCAAACUGCGUUGUAGAUAACCGCUUCGUCCUGAAGAUCACCGACUACGGUUUGUCCAGCUUUCGAUCUGAGAGCGACUCAGCAAGCGACGCUCAUGCCUACUACGCCCAGAGGUUGUGGAUGGCUCCAGAGCUGCUCAGGAUGGAGUGUCCUCCUCCUCAAGGAACCCAGAAAGGAGAUGUCUACAGCUUUGGCAUCAUCCUCCAGGAGGUGGCGCUGCGACGAGGAGCCUUCUACCUGGACGGAGACCCGCUGAGCCCUAAAGAGAUCGUGGACCGGGUGGUUCUGGGCGAGUGGCCCUGCCUGAGGCCGACCGUCGACCCGCAGAGCGACCGUCCUGAGCUGGGUCAGCUGAUGGAGCGCUGCUGGGCCGAAGAGCCGACGGAGAGACCCGAGUUCAACCAGAUCCUAGUGCUGCUGCGCAAACAGAACAAGGAGUCGAGGACCAACAUCCUGGACAACCUGCUGUCCCGCAUGGAGCAGUACGCCAACAACUUGGAGGAGCUGGUGGAGGAACGAACACAGGCCUACCACGAGGAGAAACGCAAGGCUGAGGCCCUGCUGUACCAGAUACUACCACACUCGGUGGCCGAGCAGCUGAAGCGUGGAGAGACGGUUCAGGCUGAAGCCUUCGACUCGGUCACCAUCUACUUCAGUGACAUUGUGGGCUUCACCUCCAUCUCAGCAGAGAGUACGCCGAUGGAGGUGGUGACUCUGCUCAACGACCUCUACACCUGCUUUGACGCCAUCAUCGACAACUUUGAUGUUUACAAGGUGGAGACCAUCGGCGAUGCCUACAUGGUGGUGUCGGGGCUGCCGGUGAGGAACGGAAAGCGGCACGGAAGAGAGAUCGCCCGCAUGGCACUCGCCCUGCUGGACGCUGUCCGAGCCUUCAAGAUCCGCCACCGACCGGAGCAGCAGCUGAAGCUGAGGAUCGGAAUACACAGCGGUCCCGUGUGUACGGGGGUGGUGGGUCUGAAGAUGCCUCGUUACUGCCUGUUUGGCGACACCGUCAACACGUCGUCACGCAUGGAGUCCACCGGUGAAGCAUUGAAGAUCCACGUGUCGGCGGCGACUCGAGACAUCCUGCUGGAGUUCAACUGCUUCCAGCUGGAGCUCAGAGGAGAAAUCGACAUCAAGGGCAAAGGGAAGAUGACCACCUACUGGCUACUGGGAGAGAGCGACAGCCAGUGACAAAUCAAAGCAGACAGGAGGAUGAUAGAAAAGGAUGGAGGAAACAAGGGAAGGAAUGGAGGAGAGAAAAGGGGGAAACACAGCUACAGAUUAGGAGGAUGAGGAAAGGAGAGAAGGGAGCAGAGCUAAAGGAAAGGAGGACUCUCCUUAAACGUCUCAGGCCAUCAUUGUCCUGCAGCAGAUCCUCAGAGGACUCGUCGUUGUUUCUCGUCUCUGAGCAAAAGGACUUUGAAUGGAUUCAGACUCUUGGACAGGGAGGAAGUGACGGUACGUUCAGCACACAGGAACUCAAACUGUAAGAAUGAUGGAGGAGAGACGUGAAGGGCCUGACAGAGCUGGGAACACAUUAUCAGACUUCUUAAACUCUGUGGUGCAGGUUGGGUCUUUUCCAGUUUCAGCAGGUUUCUCUCUUCAGAGCUCGGAUCAGCAGUUUUCUAGUGCUGGAAAAAAAAGCUUUUAACCACAUGUACACCAUCAGAUUUAAACCAGGACCCUUAUUGUUGUGAGUCUGCAGUGCCAGCUGCUGCAUCAAUGAGGUGUCUAAUCCUAGUCUGAGCUCAUUACUGCCCCCUGAGGCCAAAGACUGGAAACGCCCACGUCCACUACCUGACAAUUAGAAAAAUCACCGCCUGUACAGAAAGUUGGAGGUUUGUCCUGUUUUGAAGCCUUUGAGAACCAAACAUCACAUCACGCUUCUGUGGGGGGGGGGUAAAUCAUGGCAGACGGAUUCUGCCGUAGCCCCUCCCACAACCUCUGACAUCAGUGGGUCCAAUGUUGAGCACAGUGAUUUCGUGGAGCUUCUCCUGGAUUGGGCACCAGCGGUGUUUCAGCAGGAUGGAGGUUUAAAAUGAGCUCGUCACACAGCAGGACAUGAUGUGAAAAGAUGAACAUGCUCAAUGUCCUCAGUGUUGUGCUCUGAUUUGAAUGUGCUGCGUCGUGUUGGUCGAUGAUACAGAAACAAAAUCACCGACCAGUAAAGCAGGAGCUCAACCUGACACAGCUGUAAAACUGGAACUUUAAAAGAAAGCAAACUUCAGUUAUUACAUAAUUGUAAUAAUAACCAUUAAACAGUCCUCCUGCUUUCUCUUUCCUCUUUGAUUUCAUGUGACCUCUCUGAGUGGACAGGAGCGAUCAAACAGGGAAAGAACUCCACAACAUAAAAAAACACCUGAGGAGGCAAAAAGCUGGAGGCUCCGAGGUUUUCAGACAGUUUUACUAAAGAAAAGCCUCGGGUAAGACACACUGUUGGACGUGGUUAACUUCAGUGUUUCCUGUGUGGAGACUUAUGGAAUCAUCUCUGUACAGCAGAUCAGGUCUUCUGUCUCAGCAGGACGUGCUAAGCUCAGAGGAAGCUGUUCAGGAGU
Messenger RNA from Archocentrus centrarchus (flier cichlid), 5104 nucleotides. Its product is annotated as atrial natriuretic peptide receptor 1-like. NCBI's taxonomy places the organism in Eukaryota, Metazoa, Chordata, Actinopteri, Cichliformes, Cichlidae. Gene Ontology annotation, cellular component: plasma membrane. The transcript has 24 exons. Bases 570 to 3740 code for a protein of 1056 amino acids. The record is from RefSeq and is a predicted model, not a curated record. Gene Ontology annotation, molecular function: adenylate cyclase activity; protein kinase activity; ATP binding. Gene Ontology annotation, biological process: receptor guanylyl cyclase signaling pathway; intracellular signal transduction; cGMP biosynthetic process.